Messenger RNA from Arvicanthis niloticus (Nile rat), 1692 nucleotides. RefSeq names its product mediator of cell motility 1 (gene Memo1). The record is from RefSeq and is a predicted model, not a curated record. NCBI's taxonomy places the organism in Eukaryota, Metazoa, Chordata, Mammalia, Rodentia, Muridae.
GCCCCGGGGCGGCUCGCGGAAGCGGCCCGGUCAGGGCAGCGGCGGCGACUCCGCGGCCGCGCGGCUCGGGUGAAGCCGCCGUGGGCCUCAUCUUCCGGCGGCCGGUGGAGUUCGUGGUGAUUGUUGCCGCCCUCCGCCCCGGCUGCCAUCUCCUCCUCUUCCUCCUCCUCCUCCUCCUGGGCCGGGCCGGUCCCCUCCCCGCGGCCGCCUCCUCCUGGGCUGGGCCCGCGGCGUCUCGUCCCCUCGCGGAGCCGCCGCCGCCGCCGCCUCCUCAUUCAUCCUCGUGCACCAUAGGCGGCACAGGCACCAAGAUGUCCAACCGAGUGGUCUGCCGGGAAGCCAGCCACGCCGGGAGCUGGUACACCGCCUCAGGACCUCAGCUGAAUGCCCAGCUAGAAGGUUGGCUUUCACAAGUCCAGUCUACGAAAAGACCUGCUAGAGCCAUUAUUGCACCCCAUGCAGGAUACACGUACUGUGGGUCUUGUGCUGCCCAUGCUUACAAACAAGUGGAUCCAUCUAUUACCCGGAGAAUUUUCAUCCUUGGGCCUUCCCAUCAUGUGCCCCUGUCUCGAUGUGCACUCUCCAGUGUGGAUAUAUAUAGGACUCCUCUGUAUGACCUUCGUAUUGACCAAAAGAUUUACGGAGAGCUAUGGAAGACAGGAAUGUUUGAACGCAUGUCUCUGCAGACAGAUGAAGACGAACACAGUAUUGAAAUGCAUUUGCCUUAUACAGCUAAAGCCAUGGAAAGCCAUAAAGAUGAGUUUACCAUUAUUCCUGUACUGGUUGGAGCUCUGAGUGAGUCAAAAGAACAGGAAUUCGGAAAACUCUUCAGUAAAUAUCUAGCGGACCCUAGUAAUCUCUUUGUGGUGUCUUCUGAUUUCUGCCAUUGGGGUCAAAGGUUCCGUUACAGUUACUAUGAUGAAUCCCAGGGGGAGAUUUAUAGAUCCAUUGAACAUCUAGAUAAAAUGGGUAUGAGUAUUAUAGAGCAAUUAGAUCCUGUAUCUUUUAGCAAUUAUUUGAAGAAAUAUCAUAAUACUAUAUGUGGAAGACAUCCCAUUGGGGUGUUAUUAAAUGCUAUCACAGAGCUUCAGAAGAAUGGAAUGAAUAUGAGCUUUUCCUUUUUGAAUUAUGCCCAGUCGAGCCAGUGUAGAAGCUGGCAGGACAGUUCAGUCAGUUAUGCAGCUGGAGCACUCACGGUCCACUGAAGCUCCGAUCCUCAGGGAUGCUACCCGCACAGACGCGUGCUCUGUCCAGGGUCCAGCCUAGCCUUUACCAAGGUGUUGGUUCUGGUGUGGGGGGAUUCUGAAACCUCAGACUAAUAGAACUCUCUUCUUUUCUAGUAGGUGUAGUCCUCCUUAAUUUCAACUCAUUUUAAAAUGCUUUCUAGUUUGGGGCAGUGGAAGGAAGGCUGGGAUCAAAAUAUUUGCCCAAUUGGCACACAGCGACUUGUAAAGCAUUUAGCAUAUCUGGAAUUUGCACUCUUUGCAGACUCAUGCACAUAUAUUCCGCUUUCAGAAUAGUUUUGCAAAUUGUACACAGACAAAGGAUGGAAGCUUUUUAAUAAAAGAAAUUGCAUUUAUAAAUGAUCUGUAUUAGAAUAUAAGAAAUCUCCAGUUAUAGACAAUUACUACCCAUGUUGUACAACAGAUACCUUCUAUUUUAGUUGCUAAUAAAGGGCUACACAACUCAAAA